Molecule: messenger RNA, 1217 nt
Organism: Hippoglossus stenolepis (Pacific halibut)
Lineage: Eukaryota; Metazoa; Chordata; Actinopteri; Pleuronectiformes; Pleuronectidae
Product: sodium/potassium/calcium exchanger 1
Exons: 4
Coding region: 116-559 (147 amino acids)
Source: RefSeq, a predicted model, not a curated record
UGCCAACACCUGCCAAGAAAACACACCGGACUCCAACACACGGACCAACACACCGGACUCCAACACACGGACCAACACACCGGACUCCAACACACGGACCAGCUGAUCAGCAGACAUGAGUGCCAUUAGAGACAUGAUCGGAAAGAAAGUGGGAGAGUACGUGGAGGAUAAGGUGAAGGACGCUCUGGGUUUCGGAGACAAGGACGAAGAUGAGAAGGAGAAAGAAAAAGGAGGAGGAAUCUUCUCGUUUUUUAGGGGAGACAAGAAAGAGGAGGAGGACAAGGGAGGACUGUUCUCGUUUGGAGGGGAAAAGAAAAAAGACGAGGACAAAGGAGGAUUCUUCUCAAAAAUAUUCGACAGGGACGACGACGACGACGACGAUGGCAGAAAGGAGAAGAAAGCAGGAUUCGCAGGUCUUUUCUCUGAACAGCAGGCAGGGGGCGCUGACGCGGGAGGCGAGGGAGAAAGUGCAGGAGGAAGCGGACUUAGUUUAGGAGUAAAUGAUGGAGAUUUGUUUAAUGACCUGAUGGAAGUGGCUGCAGAAAAAUCUCAAGAAUAACAAGACCAUGUCCUGACUUCUGAGAAAAACCUGAAUCAGAAGGACGACGUUCAACUGCAGCCUCAUUUCAGAUCCGUCUGUGAACCCGUCUGAAACCUGACAUCAGCUGUUGACAGAGGUUUCACAAGGACUGAAGCAAAUCUACGUUUUACUCACAAGGAACACGCCCCCAUCACAAAGUCAAACAAUACGUCCAAAAAGGAAAACAUAGCGACCGUCUGUUAGUGCCUCCUGGAAGGAUCAUUUCAAUCUCUUUAGACGAAAAUGUUUCUAAUAUCUUAUUCUGUUUAUUUCUCAGUGAGAACGCACAGGUCGUACUUUGGGGAAGAGACAGUUCUCACUGAUGCAGCAGGAUUUUUAAUGUCUGAUUAACAUCUGCAGUUUCAUUUAGAUUCUGAUUCUCUUUCAUUACAAUCGAACAUUUUCAGCACAAAUGUCAAGUUUAAGUUUCAAUUGUAUUUUUGCUUUAAAAUAUUCAGUAACACCUUUUUCCGGGGACCAUAACAAACGGAAGGUCGGAGGUCAAUGAAGUAAUUUAAUAUGUUCAUUUGUGUUUAACUGUGGUGAUAAAAUAAAUGAGAAUUCCAUUUAAAGCUGUUUGACUAAAUAUAUGUAAGAUAUGUGUCCAAAUUAAACAUUUGUUUACCAUCAAUCACAA